This is a messenger RNA of Anopheles marshallii, 1767 nucleotides long. RefSeq lists its product as uncharacterized. The record is from RefSeq and is a predicted model, not a curated record. NCBI's taxonomy places the organism in Eukaryota, Metazoa, Arthropoda, Insecta, Diptera, Culicidae. The coding region runs from base 1 to 1767 and encodes 588 amino acids. The transcript has 5 exons.
AUGCCUUCCUAUUUGCUGAUGAGCUUCGUAGUCCUUGUUUGCUGUAAUGCACCGAUCAGUCUGGCAGAUACGAUACCAAUUUUCCCAUCGGAAAAACUGUCCAUCGCCGAAGGUGCCGGUUUUCUCGCCUUUCUAAACCCGAAUGGUGGAGCCGAAUUGCGUAAAGCUGUGGUAACCGAUGGACACUGGAUUCAUUGCUCCGUGUCAGUUAACAACGUGCAGUACAGUCUGGACAGUGAUCAGAUUCAUCGGAUCGGUGAAAAAACCACCGUCGAGCGAUACGAUACGGAACGGUGUGGCAUCCGGGUGAAAAACCUUCAGAAAGCGCUCGAAACCAAAUGGACUUUAUAUGGCACCGAUCAAGAUGGUGGCGAUAGAACAGGUGUUCUCGAAGUGACCGUUUUGUCAUUAAAAUUUAUCGAUGAGCUAAAUGUUACCGUAAGUGGAACCAGUUCAACCGCGACGGUUAACUGUCCGGAUAAGGAUAGUUCCCGGUACUGUCGCAUCGUCGAUGCGGAACAAGUAGUGUACGAAUCCUGCGCAAAAUCGUUCAGUCUUACGCAGCAGAUCAGCCACUUCUGGUGUCACGUAAUGUUCUGGGGCGCAAUGACGGAAAGGAUCACAAAGAUUAAUCUGUUCGUCGAUGAGAAUGAUCGCGACGUUAAGACAACGGUGGAGGAAACGGAGGACCAUAUUGUGCUGUCUUGCCAGUACCGCUCAUCGGUUUCACUGUGCCGCGCCUUAUCGGAAACAGAUAAUCGCCAGUACUUGUUGCUUGAUGGUCAGCUCACCGGGCGUUACUCGGCGUACAAUACAAAAAUUUCGAAAGGACUCUGUUCGUUGGAAAUCAAAAAACCGCUUGCACCGGCAGACGUUGGCGUGUGGCGCAUCUUUCAACAGCUGAACCCAUCCGACUAUACCGGGUGUGUGUUUGACGUUAAGGGUAAACGGUUCUCCAGAGGACGGACCGUGCGUACGCGUAGCUCCCCCGUUAAAAGCAGCCGACUGGAGCUGACUGCAACCAACAUCGAAAUUUUCCAUGAUCCUCGCUCAUCUAGCGCUACGGUACAGGAGCUGUCCUGUGAGGUACCGUACGCCCUCGACUACUGCUACCUCUCCGGGCCGAAAGGCAGCGAUUAUACACCGCAACGGUUUGAUCGCUUUAAAUCGCUCGGUAUCUGUCGGUUUGAGGUUACCAACAUUACGAGCGGCAUGUGGGCUUGCGGCAUUAACGAUCUCGAUGGUGCGGAGGAUCAUCUCACGUACUACAACGUGAGUGUGUUCCAGCAACCGGGGAAAACCGUUACCGGCCAGCUUACAGCCAGCACAGGUGAUCGCGAACAGCGACUACUCUGUCGCACGAUACUAGACCUCCCGAUCGAUAUCUGCCGCUUUGUCGAUCCGUCCGGGGAGGUACAUGGUGUGUCAAACCAGAUGAAACCAUCGGCUGAUGCACGUUACCGGUACUACGGGAAGGGAUUGCGCGAGGGCGAAUGUGGGCUGGAGAUAACGGAGCUGCGGGAAAAGGACAUUGGCUGGUGGAAGUGCUUGUUUAAGGUGCACGGACGGGAGUACGAAAUAUCGAUGGAGAUUGUUGAAGAAGCUUUGAGCGUCGGUGUGAUAAUAGGGAUCAGUAUUGCGGCCACUGUAGUGCUUGGUAUAAUCGGAGUCUUCGCCUAUCGGAAGCUGAAUCGACGGUACACCGGACCAUCCUAUACUGUUUCGUCUAGCAUGACGAAUGUAUCGAAUGGUUCACAUCAGUCUUGA